This is a messenger RNA of Drosophila busckii, 1420 nucleotides long. RefSeq names its product FGFR1 oncogene partner 2 homolog (gene Fgop2). The transcript is spliced from 2 exons. The record is from RefSeq and is a predicted model, not a curated record. Lineage: Eukaryota; Metazoa; Arthropoda; Insecta; Diptera; Drosophilidae. The coding region runs from base 208 to 1107 and encodes 299 amino acids.
AGCUGUCAAAAUAUAGUAAUUGGGUCGUAAAUUUCUAAUGGUAUUUCUUUUGGCUGACAAUUUGUUUGUUAAAUUUAAAUGAUUGGCGAAAACUGUUCAGCGUCGCAGCAUUAAGCAUAAUAUUUUUAAUGUUGUUGCAGCUGGCCCCGGGCUUUGUUACAAACAAAAGCAAUUGGAAUAUAGAGACAAAGCAAAACAGCAAGAGUCAUGGCGAACCUAUCUGUGGGACAGAUGAUAAUGGAUGCGCAACGCAUGGCCAGCCGCGUAAAGGAUUUGGAUUCACUGGGCACAGCACUGCUGGAAGAUGCAGAGUCUAAUAAUCGGCUGGUGGAGAGUCUGCGGCAGUAUCAAGAGGACAUCGAGUCACUUAAUCGCAUUGCCAACAACAAAACAAAUGUGGAUCUGGUCAAUCGUAUACAACAACAAAAUGUCAAUAGCUCCGAAAUACUGAAAGAGAAUCGCGAGCUAAAAAUCUGUAUUGAGGAUUACGAACGCGCCAUGGAACUGAUGAUGCAAAAGUAUCGCGAACACACAGUCACCAAGGUGCUGGAUAGCAAGCUAAACUUUAAGGAACUCUACAAUGAACGCCUCUGGCAGGUGAUACGUGAUCAACGCGAUAAAAUCAACGAAAUGGCAGCGGUUAUGCAUCGAGCGGCCAGCGCCGAUGAUGAAAAUGUGCAGCGUGAACUUCAGACCAUAUCACAGCUGCGGAUGGAAAAUGAAACGUUGCGUGAACUGUUACAAAUCUCAAAGCAAUUUGGCUCCGCAGCGCGACCCAUACGCGAGUAUGAUCAUCUGCUUCUGGAGAAGGCAGUGCAAACGGAUAGUCAAGCCGAUGAUUCAGCGGAUGAUUUGUCCAUAUCGGGUGCCUCUGUCGAAAACAUGAACAACAAUUCGGUUAUACAGGUUUACAGCAACAAUACGCCGGAAGACAACACCAGCAACAUCAACACUGCCACAAAUAAUGCUGCGCCUGCGGUGGAGAAUAACAAUGGUCCAGCUGCCCAGAAUUCACCGAAGCUGGCUACAACGACGACGACGACGCCACUUGAUCUGAAGGUGGAAAAGGAAGAAGAGCAACCUGCUUCUGCCUUGGAGUCCACAUGAUAGGGUUGCGCUCCAACGCCAGUCACAUCAUCAGUUGUUUGUUUUAUUUGUAUUCGCCUAACAGUACUUUUGAUUUAACACAAACACACAUUGUCACACAUACAUACAUGAAUACAUAUAUGGUCACCUAAAACAUUAGUUCAUAUAGCGACUAAUAAGCUCUAAGUAAUUUAUAUAUAAAGGAAGUAAUGUCUAAACGUAGCGCAACAAUGUCAGUAAACUCACACAUACUCACACACACACACAUGCUCUUAUAAUUCAUGUUGUACUCUGUCGACUUUAUGAUUUCUUAAUAAAAUUCCAUUAUAAUGAA